GGGGUGUGUGAUUUGCAUAUUGUGGCUUGGUCUGCUUGCUCCUCUCAGCUGCUCUGCUGCCUGAUCCAGAUUUAAGUUUUGGAGAUGCUUGCCUGCUUUGUAUCAUUCCAAUUUUAAUGGAUGUCCCAAAGGACGGGAUAAACUUGCGAGGAGUGAUGCUGCCGUGGCGGAGGAAUGUGACUUAUUCCACAACCAUUCAUGCGGGGGAAGCAGUGACUUGGUACUGGGAUGACGACCAGCCUCAUUCAAUACAGGCCACGAAUGAGCAGUUUGCCGAAGACAUUCGUAUGGCAAUCGGAUCGGGAGAUCUCGCGGUCAGUCGAACAUGGGGCUGUGACAUCCAGAAUGCAAAUUUCUCAGCCUUGGAGGGACCACCAAACCCUUGCACAUUGACACCUGGGUCUUUUCUGUACAGCCACAACUUCACUCGUCCUGGAAGGUACACCUACAGAUGUUCGGAGUUUCCAAAUGAGAUGCAAGGAACAGUGGUAGUCAUUGAUCGAUGACAAAGUGAGGAGACUCAGUGUGGGGACUUGGUGUGGUUUUAGAAAACGGAAACAGAAAAGAAAAGGAAAGAGGGUGGUGGUGAUGAAGAGGAUGAGGAGUCGAGCUUUCGACCAAGCUAUAUGGUGUGCAUGAAGAUAAUGAAGGAGACGAUGCCGUACACUAUGUCAGGCUUCUUACGACUGCAGAGAGCCCCGCAGGGGGAUGGAGAUUGCGCCAGGUGGCUAGACAGCCAUGUGAAGAUGAGCUGAUUGGGAAUGUGGAUGCACCAUGGGCUGGAAUGGAGUGUUAGCGAAGAGAGAGACAUUGGCGGCAAAAGCUUAUGGAUGCGAGGAAGCACAGAGACGAUCUGGACAGUGAGAGAAGCACGUGUACUAUAUGCGGUGGAGGCGGCGCCAGAAGUCACCGGUUCAGAGUUCAAACCCCGGUUUUUCCCAGGGGUGAUCGAACAUAUCUGUGGAGAGAUGUGGGCAUGGAUGGCGAAAGCGGAGGGCAUCCGUUUGUUUGAAAGGCUUGGACGGGUAAUAAGAGGGGUCGAGGGUGGAGGGGAUGGCCAGGGAUGGUUGGCUGACAGGGGAAAGGAUAGGAAUGUGAGGGAGGAGGAGGAGGAGAACCCCUUUCGUUUUUUCUCUCUUUGUUUUCUGUGUGUUCACUGCAAACACAAUCGGCAGACUGGACAUGAACAUGCAGAUAGAAAUGCGUGCUCUUGCGCCUCAUGUCAACCUCUCCACCGCGGCUACGGAAAGAAGUUCAAGGCUGUGAGGCGAGUAUGGCCAUACUUGCGCUUAAUAGUCUAUGGCAGUGAGGCAGAUUCUAGAAAGUCCUACUGUGAGUACACCCUAAGAGAGCAUCACGAAUGACGAGGAAGGUGCGUGUGUAUUUACCCGCCGCCCUGAUGUGAAAUGUGGAGGGCAAUGUGGACAUGUUUUCUUGGGUGUCAUUGUGCUGUUUCUGGGCCAGGAUGGUUGUUUAGCAUGCAAUCCUUUAAGACAGCUGCACUUGGCUCCCCUCUAAGUGUAACGGGAGUAGGGGUAUCCUCUUGCAAUGGUGAGAAAGAGAGCAACGCUGGAUGUGGUCUGGGUGUCUGGUGGAAUCGGCAGAAUGGCGUUAAACUGCGUUGAGUGGCGUUUUGCGGUUCUACCCUGCCCCUACCGGCAUUUUACGGUGCUACCCUGCCCCUACAACCGUUCUACCAUUGAACAGGGUCUGCCGACGGGUUUUGGUAGAAGCCACUAGGCUUGUGGGGUUGAGGAUACCAGAGCAACACUGGAUGUGGAGGCUGAGUGUCUGGUAGAACGGGCAGAAUGGCGUAGUGAACUGCGGUUGAAUGGCAUUCUACCCCCCCCCCCCAUUCUACCAUUGAAUGGAGUCUGCGAACGGGUUUUGGUAGAACUCGCUAGGCCUGUGAGGGUGAGGAUACCAGGAGAGUGGAGGGUAACACGGAUCUGUUUUCUUGGUGCGCCGAUGUGUUCUUUCUGGACCAGCUGAGGGUGGUUAUUUAGCAUUCAGUCCUUCUAGGAAAGCUGCAGCUGGCUCCCUUUGAAGCUUGAUGAGAGUAGGGGGCAUCCUGUUGGUGAAAAAGAGAGCGUCGCCCAGAUGUGGAGGUUAACGCGGAGGUGUUUGCACGGGGGUUGUCAAUGUGCUCUUUCUGAGGCCAGGGUUGUUGUUUAGUGUACAAUCUUUCUACGAGAGCUGCAGCCAGCUCCCGUUAAAGUUUAAUGAGAGUAGGUGUAUCCGGCUGGUGGGAAAGAGCAUCGCCCCAUCAACUGGCGAUGGUUGGUGUUUACUCGCAGACGAGGUGUGUGUACUUGCAGCCUGAUGUGCAAAGUAACAUGGAGGCGUUCUUUCAAGGGUCUUGUUUAGCGUAGAAUUCUCCUGAGGCAAGUGUAACCGUAGACUUUACCACUUUUCUUCCUUCUGGCAUAUACGCUUUAUUGAUGACAUUCGGCAACAUGAUCCCCAAGCUGCUCAGCGAUACGCCUUCACUU
Chara braunii is the source of this 2492-nucleotide messenger RNA. The record is from the annotation of a GenBank genome assembly. NCBI's taxonomy places the organism in Eukaryota, Viridiplantae, Streptophyta, Charophyceae, Charales, Characeae.